AUGGCGUCAGCUCGCUGCCAGCUGCAGAGAAUGCCCCAUAGAAAAAACUUUCAUCGGGCCCUCCUGGUGAGCCAGGCAGGGGACCAGCCCCCCUACAAGAGGACUUCACCUGGGGGAGGGGGAAGAGUAGGGGGCCUGAGGGACCACCCAGGUGCCAGGUCCCAGGCCCACGGGCUCCGCCUGGGACUUUCCAGGGGGCUGUGCCCGCUGCCAGGGAGCCUUUCCUGGGGCAGCCAGCCGGGCCGGGCGUUUCCUGCGCGGCCUUCCUCCCGGCCGCCCCAGCCCGCGGCCAGCGCCUUCCCCACCGCCGGGGCUUUCCGCGCGGCCGAGGCCGCUAUUUUUAGCCGAGGGAGAGACCGAUUUCUGGCCCCCUUGCCGCCCCGCGGGAGCGAAAUCAGGGCCGGGGCUGUGCCUGGAGGAGGGGCGGGAGGCCCAGCGGGAGACCCUCCGUGUCCGUCGCCCGGGCGCACCUGCGCCCAGAGGGCCCUGCCGGGGGGCCCGGGCAGGGGCGGCGCACCCUGGGGAACUGGGCCCCGGGCGGGGGGUCUGCCGCCCACUUCCUGCGGCCGCGCCCCAGCACUUCAAAGGCCGCCCUGUGGUCACUCCCCACGGCCGAGGGGCCGCGCAGGCCUGGCAGCUGUUCAAAGCCGCCCGGGACAAGGCACGGACCGGCACCGCCUUUCUCCCUUGCUCCCUUCCCCUCCUUCCUGCUGGAAGCCCGCGGGGGGCGGCCGGGUGGAGGCGGAGGGAAGAGGGGCCUGUGAGCGGGGAGGGGCCGGAUCCGCUCGGAGCGAGCUCGGGAGGCGCACGGCCCAAUACGCGCCCCCCCCACCAGCUGCGCCCCACGGCGAGGACCCCGGCCGCCCUCCCCGUGCGUUUAGCGGGCGGGAGUCCCGGGCUCCGCGGCGGCCCUGCCCGGCCGGGGUCGGCGGCGGCCCGGCGGGGUGGCUUCCCCGGCUCUCCCCUCCUCCUCCCUCGCGCGCACGGUCUCCAGGGACCGCCGCGUGGCCGCAGGCCCGGGGCUCCGCCUAUCUGGGGUCACCAAGGGGUCCCACCCCUGAGUCGCAGCCCGGGGACGCCUGGGAGCGGCGCCCAGGAAGGGGACUGGGGGUCCCGGCCGCAGAGCGGGCGCGCGCGGUCUCAGCUAGGCGCGUGCACGGCGGGCCGCUCGCGCAGGCUGCGGGGCCGGGUGGCGGCGCCCUCGCGCUCCCGGGGCUCCCCCGGCUCCCCGCCGCCACCGUGACGGCCGCACCACUGCAGGCGCUCCCCGGCCCCGGCCCGCGACCGGGGAGCCUAAGAGGGCGGCACGGUCCUGCCCGGCCUUUCUCCUCGCGCUCCACCGCCUCUCCAGCGAGCCCUUCCUCUCGGCCGACGCCCUCUGGAAUCUUUGGACGGAUCCACGCCUUGGAGGAACCAGGCCAUGGUGACCUCCGCCCCACUCAUGGGGUCAGAGCCCCCAAGAAAGGCAAAAUGGGGCCAGAUCCCGCGAUCAGCAAGACCCGGUUCUCAGGCCGAGAGUCCCCGAUCCUUCUCAUCCACCCCACAGCUUCUCCUCCAGAGCCGGGCCUGGCUGCUCUGGGAUCCAGUGUGCACGCCCGGGGCCCACAGAUGGACAAAAGCCGGAAGGCAUCGCGCAGCCCAGGCUGCCACAGAGCCGCGGAGAGAGCCACCCGGGCAGGUGGGGUCGUGAGCCACCUCUCCUCAGGAAAAGCAGUCUGGCCAGGUGUGCCCUUUGAUUCCGCAAACCCAUUGGGGGAGAAAGAGCCAAGAGAGAAGAAUCUGUGGGUGAGGAGGCUCCUGCAGCCACAUUUGCAGAGGAGAAAGUUCUAGAAACCUGCUAGAACCGACACUGGCAUCGGUACCUGCACGCAGGGAGCGGUCUGCAGCCACCCAAAGGAGUGAGCUCGAGCCACACUGUGGGCUGAGGGACAUGGUGACAGUGUCCAGGGAGAAAAGCAAGCUGUGAGUAACGUGCCCACGGUAUCUUUUGUGAAAGCAAAAGACAAAGUAACUGCCUUGCCAAGUCUACAUGAGGACGUGUUUGUAGGCAAAUAGAGAAGGGUGACAAGCCACACUGGCUGGCUCUGGACCCUGGGGGGUGGGGUGGGGGGAGGCAGUUAAUCUUUUUACCUCCUUGUCUUGCCAGUUGCAGCCAACACGUUUGAAUAAUAAUUUAAAAUAACUAAGCACUUACCUAAUAACCCCAUGCUGCCUGUAGGAGUGACAGAAAGGAAGAGGCUACUCCCAGAGCAGGGCUGAGACUGGCCCCUGAGCUACAGGGACCAAAGUGUGUGGGAGGGUCCUGGGGGUCUUAGGAGCAGGUCUGGGGCGAGUCACCCCCAGGCGACACCGUGCUCCCAGUGGAGUCUGCCCAGGCUGGGGUGGGGGGAGCCCCAGAGGGCUCAGCCGUCAUCUCAUUGGCCUGCAGGACUCCUGGCCCCGACCCAGACUUUACCCGGACGAUGUGGGGGUGCUGUGGCUGGCCCCCGUCAGCACACUGGGGGUGUUGUUGAGGAUUCUGGGCUGAGCCUUUCCACCCCCACAGGAGAGGAGCAGGCCUGGGCCACGUCAUGGGUUGCAGAGCACUAGAACUGGGGGCUGGGUCAUGCGGUCAGCAAUGUCCCAGGGUCCUCACACAUAACAGGGUCAUGGAAGGGGGUGUCCGGGGUGACGAGGGCUCGAGGGCUCCUGGGCACGGUCUAUGGCUUCCCCGCUCCAGGAAGGGCUGCUCAGGGGUGCUCCCUCACCCAGUGCUAGGGGCUGGGGCCGGGGCUCAGGAGGAGCCGGGGGGUGAGGAUGUGGGUGCACGCCCCUCCCCACUGACACCCCGUCCUUGAGGGCUCUGAUGAGUGUGUUUCCAGAUGUUCAGCAGCUGUCUUCGCCAUUUCCGCCCCUUUUCCUGACCCCACAUCCGCCAGGAAGCUCCCCUGCCUGUCCUCAGGCUUUGGCCUACCCCCUCCAUGCACCCCGUUUCCUGAGCAGAGGCCUUUCGCAGACUCAGCUUUCCCAGGCGGCGGCUCCCACAACCCCCGGCUGCUGAGGUCUGCCCCGCAGCCCCUCCAGCCCCUGGGACUGUUUUCCUCUCCUGGAUCCGCGUAAAUCACGGGCCUCCGGGGAGGCAGGGCCAGCGGGUGGGAGGCUGCGGGGGAGGGACGGGCCGGAGUUCACAGGGCCGCGGGGGCUGUGGAUGUCUGCCCUGGGCUGGCACUGGGGGGUGGAGACGCAG
Messenger RNA from Choloepus didactylus (southern two-toed sloth), 3226 nucleotides. Its product is annotated as collagen alpha-1(I) chain-like. The coding region runs from base 1 to 1830 and encodes 609 amino acids. The record is from RefSeq and is a predicted model, not a curated record. The transcript has 5 exons. Lineage: Eukaryota; Metazoa; Chordata; Mammalia; Pilosa; Megalonychidae.